GCCACACUCGCUGGCGUCGAAAAUUGUAAUUGUUUUUUUUUUCCGGCAUUAGCAUUAAGUUUAAAGUUUAAAAUUAGUAUGACGACGUGGGGCAAUAUUUGCAGAAUCUGCAGCAGCCCCGCAGACUAUGAGAUUUUUGCCAAGAUUCCCAUUUACUUGCAUGGCUCCACAAACGAGUUUCUCAACUGGCAGAAGCCCAUAAGCAUUCUGCUUGAGGAGACGACGGGCCUGAAAAAUUCCACGGACGACGGCCUGCCGCGCAACAUAUGUGCUCCGUGCAUCUCGUAUCUUAAGCAUGCCGUCACAUUCCGGGAGCAGUGCAUCAAGAAUGCCCUGAGUCUGAAGCUGGCGGAGCUCUACCAGCAGAAGAGGGUCAACAUCUCUGAUGCGAACAAGAUUGACAAAGAGAGCGCCCUCUUUACGGCGGAGGAUCUGCGCUUCGUGGAGCAGCGACCCGUGCACAAUCUGCUCCUGAACAACAGCUCCAAGGUGGAAGCCUCCAAGGACAAGGUGCACAAACGGCUGCUCAACCAGACGGCUCCUCAACUGGACGGUGGCUCUGAGCACAGGAUCCAGUACCUCAACGUACUGUUUAACAAGCAGCAACAUCACAAUACCUUGCCAAGGCAUUCGCGGGAUGCGGAACUGCCAACGAGCAGUGGCCAAAACGAAGACGAGGAAUAUGACUAUGCCGUGGCCAGUUCCAGUGACGACAACGAGGAGGCCGCCCUGCUGCGCAAACACAAGAACUGCUACAACUACAGCGAGACCAACUUCGAGGAGGACGAUCCCAUGGAGCAGGACCAGCUGCAACUGCGUGAUAUCAAGGUCAACAUACCCGAACCCAUGUGGAAGGAGCGCAAAUGCCCGGCAUGCUCCAAACGUUUCAUGUUUGAGGAGUCACAGCAGUCGCAUCUGGACAACUGCGUUGAGUACCAGUUCGUCACUUUUGUGGCCGAGGUGACCAAACUGCUGGAGAUUAGACGGCAGAAGAUGGUUUCGCCACACGAGUUCAUCCGCCGCAUAAUAUUUGCCCUGCACAAAACCUGCACCUGGCUGCAGGAACAUUCCAUAGACUCGCUUCUGGCCGAGAAGCUUAAUCAGGUUAAGGUUUCCAAUGGCGAGAAGUCGGCCGAAGUGACAAUUCCCUCUGAGAUUCCCGAUCCCCAUCCGGUGGAGGAAACGCCGUUUGCCUUGUUCGACUUUGUUAGCGGCACCACGACUCCUAUCACUGAGGAGAAUAAUGUGCUGUAUGCCAUUGCCCGCUCAGAGAGUCGCAAUUCGCAGUGCACUCCCACGGUGAAGAAACCCAUUCCGAUUCGCGGAAAGGCCACGAGCUCAUCACUGGGCCUGGGAUUCGGCCCGGACAAGCACAAGGAGCGGGCUACGUUCCUGGAGAAACUGCAACGGGCUGUAGUCUCUCCCGGCACGGUCACAGCCCAGGGACAAGCCCCCAUAUUCUCAGCUCGUUGCGGGCUCUGCAAUUUAGUAUUUGACUCGGUCUCCGACCUGGAGGUCCACAAUCACAAUGCCCACAGGGGCACCGAACUGAAUGCUGACGACGAAGCCAACCGUCGUCACAUAAUUGCCCUUUUCGAAGAUGACAUCUAAGUUUUCCAAAGACCUGUUUUGAUGCAUUGUGGCUGCAUAUAUGUAUGUUAUUUAACCUAUUUGUCUAACCAGCCACUUUGUGUCUCAGUUUUCGUCAAAUUAUGUUUAUUUAUUAUUUUAUUUUUAUUUAUUUUAUUUUGUUUACUCAAGCUUAGCCUUAAUCCAUGUUCUUUCGAUUUUACAAGUACUCAAAGCCCAUGGCUUGAUUUUUAUAUGUACACUCAAACCAAUAAAGAGAUUCGCAGGACUUAUCCUUAA
Messenger RNA from Drosophila rhopaloa, 1869 nucleotides. RefSeq lists its product as uncharacterized. Lineage: Eukaryota; Metazoa; Arthropoda; Insecta; Diptera; Drosophilidae. Gene Ontology annotation, molecular function: zinc ion binding. The transcript has 2 exons. The record is from RefSeq and is a predicted model, not a curated record. Gene Ontology annotation, cellular component: nucleus. Bases 79 to 1611 code for a protein of 510 amino acids.